GCGAUCGCCGGGUUGCUAAUAUUAAUACAACUUUUGUGACCGAUUGAUCUGGGAACUGCUGCUGCAACACGCUCAACAUGGCCGAUGAAGAAGAUCCAAAGGAGUACCGGUGGGAGACGGGAUACGAGAAAACAUGGGAAGCAAUCAAGGAGGACGACGAUGGGCUGAUCGAAGGAUCCGUGACCGACAUCAUACAGAAGGCGAAACGAAAACGGCAAGCAAUGAAACGGGGGUUCAGUAAGCUGGGCAUGAUGCGCCACUUGUACGUGCUUCUCGAUUGCUCGGAAGCGAUGACCAUUCCGGAUCUGAAGCCAACGCGCUUCAUCUGCUCGCUUAAGCUGCUGGAACUGUUCAUCGAGGAGUUUUUCGACCAGAACCCCAUCUCGCAGCUCGGCGUGAUCGCGAUGAAGGCCAAGCGUGCGGAAAAGGUAACGGAACUGAGUGGAACGUCCCGGAAGCACGUGAAAGCGGUACACGCCCUGAACACCGGUGUCCAGCUGACCGGUGAACCAUCGCUCCAGAAUGGGCUAGAGCUGGCACUCAAAACCCUGCGCCUGGUACCGUCGCACGCUAGCCGAGAAGUGUUGGUCAUCAUGGGCAGCCUGACGACGUGCGAUCCCACCGACGUGCACGUGACGAUCGAGACGCUCAAGACGGAAGGUAUCCGGUGCUCGGUCGUUUCCCUGUCGGCGGAGAUACGGAUCUGUAAAUUUUUGUGCACCGAAACGGGCGGUACGUACGCUGCGGUGCUGGAUGAUGCACACUACAAGGAUCAACUUCUGCAGCACAUCGAUCCACCGCAGGCGGGCAAUCAGCAGGAAUUCUCGCUGAUCAAGAUGGGCUUUCCGCACGGCAAGACGGAAAUGGGAAAGGAACCGCCGCUCACGAUGUGCAUGUGCCACAUCGACAGUGCGGAUGAGCCGGCCAAGCUGACUUCCGGCGGGUACCACUGUCCACAGUGUUACAGCAAGUACUGCGAGCUGCCGGUGGAGUGUGCGGCCUGCGGUCUAACGCUCGCCUCGGCACCGCAUUUGGCGCGCAGUUUUCAUCAUCUCUUCCCUGUGCCACACUUCAACGAAAUGACGCUUGAGCAGGCACAGCAACAGGGCCAGCGUGAUUCACCGGCAACGAACUGCUACGCCUGCCAGAAGACGUUUGUCGCCGUAACGGACAAAAUGGUCUACGAGUGCGGUUCCUGCCAGCAGGUGUUCUGUAUCGAUUGCGACAUUUUCAUACACGAAACGCUCCACUCGUGCGUUGGCUGCACGACCAAUCCGGCUUCGGCUCAGACCCUACAAUCGCGCAAACCCGUUGCGCCUCCCCACACCCUAUCCAUCAUCUAGCAUCAGAGCGCAUCAGAUUGGCCAUCAAACAU
Anopheles cruzii is the source of this 1375-nucleotide messenger RNA. RefSeq names its product general transcription factor IIH subunit 2 (gene Ssl1). NCBI's taxonomy places the organism in Eukaryota, Metazoa, Arthropoda, Insecta, Diptera, Culicidae. Gene Ontology annotation, biological process: regulation of transcription by RNA polymerase II; DNA-templated transcription; nucleotide-excision repair. Gene Ontology annotation, cellular component: transcription factor TFIIH holo complex; transcription factor TFIIH core complex. The coding region runs from base 78 to 1343 and encodes 421 amino acids. Gene Ontology annotation, molecular function: zinc ion binding. The record is from RefSeq and is a predicted model, not a curated record. The transcript has 2 exons.